Coffea arabica (coffee) is the source of this 1429-nucleotide messenger RNA. The record is from RefSeq and is a predicted model, not a curated record. NCBI's taxonomy places the organism in Eukaryota, Viridiplantae, Streptophyta, Magnoliopsida, Gentianales, Rubiaceae.
UUUAACAACGUAAAAUACUUAGGCAAAAUAAGAGGAACACACGCAAAAGUUAGACCAACACAACCCAUCUUGUAUUUCACAACAACGUUUACAAGAAAUUUUUACAAACACACCAACACAACCCAUCUUGUAUUUCACAACAACGUUUACAAGAAAUUUUUACAAACACCUGGCGUGCAGAACAUCUAAGAGUGAUUCUGUGACUAAUUGAAAACUCUCUUCUCUUUAGUCUCGGCCUAGCCCGUUGGUACAUUAGCAAGUCAAAAAGGUCUUUAAGCAGUGAGAUGGAGAAUAUAAAGCACCAAAGUGUAGUUGUCAACGGCAUAAAUAUGCACGUAGCUGAGGUUGGUGAAGGCCCAGCGGUGUUACUCUUACAUGGCUUCCCGGAGCUUUGGUACUCCUGGCGCCACCAGAUGCUGUAUCUUGCCUCCAAAGGCUACCGAGCUAUUGCCCCCGAUCUCCGAGGCUACGGCGACUCUGACGCGCCGCCGGGUCCCAGCAGCUACAUGGCCUUCCAUGUUGUCGGAGAUCUUGUGGCCCUUUUGAACAGUCUGGGUCUAGAUAAGGUGUUCUUGGUGGGCCACGACUGGGGUUCUCUCAUAGCAUGGCACUUGUGCUUGUUCCGACCGGAUCGAAUCAAGGCCCUGGUCAACAUGAGUUGUGUGUACCACUAUUUCGACCCCAAAAAUCCAUCCAAAAAGCCCCUAGAGGAGAUGCGCGAGACUUUUGGUGAUGACUACUAUGUCUGCAGAUUUCAGGCAACGGGAGAGGUGGAAGAGGAGUUUGCCGGCGUCGACACUGCCGAGCUUGUGAAGGCAUUUUUUUCAAAUCGUGAUACACGUCCACCCUGUAUUCCUAGAGGUGGUUUUCAGUAUUUUGCUCAUCAAAAUCCCAACCCAUUGCCCGAAUGGCUGACACAGGAAGACCUGAAUUACUAUGCCACUAAAUUCAAGAAGACAGGUUUCAGCGGAGGAUUCAACUUCUAUCGCUGUAUAGAUCUAAACUGGGAGCUUUCAGCACCAUGGAGAGAAGCGCAAAUUCAAGUUCCUGUUAAGUUUGUGGUGGGCGAUCUCGACUUAACUUAUCAUAUACCGGGCAUCCAAGAUUACAUACACAAUGGAGGAUUCAAGAAAGAUGUUCCUGACUUGCAAGAAGUGAUUGUGAUACCAGGAGCUGCCCACUUUAUCAACCAGGAAAAGGCAGACGAGUGCAGCAUCCACAUUUAUGAUUUCAUCAGCAAGUUCUAGUUUCUACAGCAAUUAUCUGCUCCUAUUUCCUGCUUUCUAACUCCAAAUAAAGGGUUCCUCCGUAAGCCUUCAUUUUAGGAUGGAGUUCCCAAAAGUUUGAAUUCAUGAACCUAAUGGAAGGAUUUCUGUUUGUUAAUUCUAUGCUUUUCAUCAAGUAUUCAUGCCGCUUUAGAAGUUUUUGA